GGAGGGAGUCCUAGGGACCAAGAGGAGGAGGAUGAAAACCUCGCUCCCUGCCCUCCCUCCCAUCAGUUGUGUGAGUGUGGAAUGCAUGACGGUUAUGGGGCGUCCGUCUUCCCCUGUCUCCUCGUCCUUCUGGCCAUAUCUUCAAUAGGUGGACAGAAUGGAUGGAAGAAUGGAGAGAGGAGACAAGGGCAUAGGGAAGUGAGACCAGAGCCCUCGCAAUAUGCAGGUGCAGGGGACGUUCCUGAGGAAUGAGUGUUCUCGUCGAUGAAGAGCCCCCGCCUGCCAAUCGCAGCACUUACAACCUCACUGACAUCGACUUGGAGAACUUCAACAACUCUGCGAAGGACUCGGAAAUGCCUCAGCCAACUGUUAUCAUGAUCUAUCCCGAAGGAAAACGAUACGAAGCUGUCGGGGAGACAUCUCCAUUCCAUGCAUUCAAGGACAGAUCUCGAUAUACAGAACAUGCUGUCGUUAGAGACUCGCAGAUUGUGGAAGGGAAAUUGCCUGAUUGUGAUGUCUACCAGGGAUCUGCCUUUGCAGAGGCAUCAACUCGAAUCCACUUGGAAGUUAAACGUGGAAUCCGUGGUCGUGCCUAUUCUCACCUCAAUGUUCGCCUUCCCAAUUCUGGCAUUCGCCAUCAUCUGUGCUCUGAGGAAUCGAGCCAGGAAAGCCAGAGCCCAUUCUCAACAAAAGAAGAGGCCACAUCAUCCACAUCACCUCACGCCGCACAGAAUGCCAAUCAUGUACGCUUCGAAGCCCCCGUGGAGGUGCAUAAUACUCCUACCCCGACCCACCCACAAACACUUGAGGCUCAGGGUGAAAUGGAACGGACGAGUAGGCCCAUUACUAUUGUGGUGAGCUUCAUGGAAGAAUCCCCGACGGAUAUCAAGGCCAAUGGUGACCCCGUCUUGACUCGCGCUUCCGAGUCCUCCCUCGGCUGUGAUCAUACUUCGACAGCGGACGAAGACGAAGAGGAAGAAGAAGACGAAGAAGAGGAAGAAGCGGAGCGAAAAGAACUUCUUGGACUGACCCGGUUAUCGAGGUCGUCAAGGGAACCCGAAACCAUGUUGGACAUGUACUCCAUGAGCGAGAUCAAAGUGUUAGAAGUCUGCAUCCCCGAAGAGGACGAGGACCCAAUAUCCUUGGAAGAGACUUGUUUGAACGAAGCCCUUCGGAGCUGUGAUCACAACGAGGACACAAUGUGCCAGGCUGGAUCUGGAUCCAACAACGAUCGUACCUCGACAGAGAAGCCAGACAUCCGACUUUCCACUCCCAGGAUGGACCUCUUGCAAACGAUCUGA
Darwinula stevensoni is the source of this 1301-nucleotide messenger RNA. NCBI's taxonomy places the organism in Eukaryota, Metazoa, Arthropoda, Ostracoda, Podocopida, Darwinulidae. The record is from the annotation of a GenBank genome assembly.